AUGAACAAAGAUGAAAAGAGAAGAGAGGAGAAAGGUGUUUUGAGAAAGCGAACGGUAGAAGGUUCCUCUUCCGCCAAGAAGACGACGACGGUGACGACGAAAAAGAAGACGAAGAAGAAGAAAGAUAAAAAGAAAGAGGAGGAAAGAAAGAGCAUCAAAGAAGUGUCGUCUUCUUCUUCGGGAUUCUUGAAAUCGGAAUGGUUUCAAUCCUGGCUCGGUCGGGUGUUGAUUUAUAUGUUCGUGCUCGUCGCGGUGAGAACGCUAAAAUUUUGGAACGCUCGAAAGGAAGGCAAUGGAAGCGGAUUGAAAAGAACAACAGGUGGUGGUGGUGGGAGAAGGUACGACAACUACGGUAAAUCUACGUGCGAUGCGAUUCAGUGCGAUUUCGCGCGCGCGCAGUUGAAAAGAAUCACGCGAGAGGCGUUUCGAGGGACCGCGGUGUGCGCGUUUGAACAGAUAGAGAGUAAUACGAGAUAUAAUAGAGACGGCGGGAGGAGUAUAGACGAGAAUAGCGGCGGAUUCGAAAGCGGCGACGACUUGGCCGAUACUUUUAACGCGAAUAGUAACAAACCGUUAGUCCUCGCGUUAGUCUCGGACGACCAGAGCGAUUUCGAUUCCAUACUCGCGCCGGGAAGCACGCGCAACCCGUUCAAAAUGGCUGAAAAGAAAGGGUGUUUUAAGCGAUUAAUAGUCAACGACCCGUACGAAAGUUCUUUGAAGACGUCGUCGAGAAGUAAGAACAACAAUAAUUUGAGCGACCCGAGAGAAAUUGCCGAACGCAAAGGCGAGAUUCAAAAAGAACUUUCGAAAUUCUUUAUAGAGUGCGGGAAGAAAACCGGCGGCGGCGUCGUUUACGUUCGCAUGGCCAAACACAUAAACGUUAAACUCCUUCCGGCGUUACUCCCGGCUUUCUCCGAAAACGGCGGUUACACCGUCGACGGUGAGCUCGUUCCGUCCAAAGACUUCGUCUUCGUCCUCGAAGUCUUGAAGCCAAUCGUAGAAAAAUCCUCCGCGUUUAGUCGAGAGCGAAGCGAAUACACCAAAGCGUUGAAAAGCGGCAACGAAGCGACGUUUACGAGAAUCGUGAAAAGUAAGCUCGCGUUUUACUGGGGAGUAGACGAAGAAGACGAAUCCUUAUCCGCCAACGCGUUAGCCAUGCGACGAAGAGUCGAUUACGUCGUACCAGUGAGCGUCGUGUUCAACAAAAAUAUUUAA
Messenger RNA from Bathycoccus prasinos, 1215 nucleotides. RefSeq lists its product with no specific name. Bases 1 to 1215 code for a protein of 404 amino acids. The record is from RefSeq and is a predicted model, not a curated record. The transcript has a single exon. NCBI's taxonomy places the organism in Eukaryota, Viridiplantae, Chlorophyta, Mamiellophyceae, Mamiellales, Bathycoccaceae.